Messenger RNA from Cetraspora pellucida, 543 nucleotides. The record is from the annotation of a GenBank genome assembly. Lineage: Eukaryota; Fungi; Glomeromycota; Glomeromycetes; Diversisporales; Gigasporaceae.
AUGGUGAAUGACUGGCUUUUGAAAGUACAAGCCAAGAUUGAUUGGACUACUUCUGAAAUAACUCUUACCUGGCAAGGUAAAGAGGUUACUGUUCCUGUUGAAUUUAAGAAACUUAACCCUAAACCUUUAGGUAAAAAUCAUUCUAAGAGAAUUUGUAAUGUAAAAGAAUCAGAAGAGAAAACUAACACUGAUGAAUUUGAUAAAAGUGAUGACUUUGAAGAAGAAAAAUUAGAAAAUAAAAUUUACAACUAUUCUAGGAUAAAAGAUUCUGACAAUCCAAACUCUUAUCCUAAAUCCAAUUCUUCCUGUAAUAUAAAUCCCUUUUACAAUCUUGAACAUUUAGUUUCAUUAGUUCAGAUUUCUCUUAAUGUCUCCUCUACAGGCAUGUCCUGUCUUGUAUCUUCCAACCUUAUCUGUUCGGAAGUAGAUUGUAACUCCAGUUCCAAUAGAUCACCUGGGUUAAGCCACAAUAAAUGUUUUGACUCUGAUGCAGAUGAGGUUAUUGACAAAGAAAGAAGGCAACAAAAAAUUAAAUAUGAAUGA